Lotus japonicus is the source of this 646-nucleotide messenger RNA. RefSeq lists its product as uncharacterized. The transcript is spliced from 2 exons. The record is from RefSeq and is a predicted model, not a curated record. Lineage: Eukaryota; Viridiplantae; Streptophyta; Magnoliopsida; Fabales; Fabaceae. The coding region runs from base 140 to 472 and encodes 110 amino acids.
UCGCCAUUUCUUCUUUUGUGGGAAGCAUAACACAAUAAAAAGACCUUCUCCCUCUCUCCCUUUCUGCAGAGAAUCCAAAGGCUCCUGUGAAGCAAGCAAGCAAGCAAUUCAUUUGUAGAAGGACAUUCCCACUUUCAACAUGCCUUCUCAAGUACCUAGGAAAAGGAUGGAGGAGAAGUCCCCUCGGAUCAUCAUAAAACAUCUGGUUAGUAGCAAACUAAUAAAAAUCCCAGCUUUGAACAUGGAUGAUGUGAAGAAGCACUCAAAUAUGGUUGAGUCACCAACAUCUCAAGCAGCAACCAUGAUGAGGAAAUCUUCUAGUGAGAGGUGGAAUUGUUUAUGCUCCCCCACCAAACAUGCUGGCUCCUUCAGGUGCCGUCGCCACCGUUCCACUUCGAUGCACAGAUCCAUGUCUAUUGACUCCAGGCUCUCUUCAAUGCCCUCCAAAGACUCACCACCACAAGCUCAAUAGCCUUCCUGCAAUGGUCGUGUGUGCACAUAAUCACAUCAUCACAGCAGCCAGUGUGUCUUAUUUAAUCUGGUAUCAUGUUGAGCAGUGUAACAAAUUAAGCCAUGAACAUGGCUUGUAAUUUAUAUAUUUGAGUUGUGGUGAUUGAAUGAAUACAUUAAUGAGUUCUUUCUUCAA